This is a messenger RNA of Microthlaspi erraticum, 327 nucleotides long. The record is from the annotation of a GenBank genome assembly. Lineage: Eukaryota; Viridiplantae; Streptophyta; Magnoliopsida; Brassicales; Brassicaceae.
AUGAGGCCGUCUACUCAAAACCAAUAUCAUCAUUUUUUGUCGGACGGUGCACAAAGCAGCGGUCAGCCGAGUUCGGAAACCUUCAUUCCGCAGACUCAGUCACAAUCGCACUCACAGCAAGGAUAUUUUCCGUCGUCACAAUAUCCACCACCGCAGCAACAGCAAGCUCCACCACAACAAGAGCAAGCUCCACCGCAGCAAGAGCAAGCUCCACCACGUCAACCUCGGCCUUAUGCACAUUUGACGGCUGAUCAAAUUCUUGCUCUUCCCGGUCGAGUUACACUUACGAAACUUCAUCCGCAAAAAGAAGAUGGAGCUUUGUGGUAA